CCCCGCACCCCCAUGGGCUCCACGACGCAGCUCAUCCAGGGCAAGGCCCGCCCGCACUCCACGUGCGGGGGCCUCUGGAGCGUGGACGCCGCCCUGGCCGCCCUCACCCUGGCCGCGUCCCUCGGCAACCUGGUGCGCCUGCCGCGGCUGGUGCUGCAGUACGGAGGAGGCUCCUUCCUGGCCGUGUACUGCGCCGCGACGCUGCUGCUGGGCGUGCCGCUGGCGCUGCUCGAGGUGGGGCUGGGCCAGCUGUGCGAGCAGGGCGUGACGCGCGUGUGGCGCGCCGUGCCGCUCUUCACCGGCGUCGGCGUGGUCAAGGUGCUCGUGUCCGCGAUGCUGUCCGUGUACUGGCCCGUGUUCAUGGCGCUGUCACUCUUCUUCGCCGUCUGGACCGCCAAGGGCCCCGUGCCCUUCAGCGAGUGCCGCCACAGCAGUGGAACGGAAGGCUACCUUUUCUCGAGGACGUCUGGAGAAGCGUGCCUCAAGAAGACGUUCCUCAAGAGACCCGUGGAGGAGCCCAUGUGGUUCAGCGUGACGGCCACCUUCCUCUUCCUGCUGUGGACCAUCGCCCUGCUGUGUGUGUUCCGCGGCGCGCGAGGCUACCGCCGCGUCCUCGCCGUGCUGCUGGUGUCCCUGGUGGCGGGCAUGGUGGCCCUGCUGGUGGACAGCGCUCUCAUGCCCGGGGCGGACGCGGGGCUCGAGAUGCUCCUCAAGUUCGACUGGGACGUGCUGCUCAACGCGGAGACAUGGUAUUUUGCCACCGUGCAAAUAUUCUUCUCCACCCACAUUGGAUUUGGAAAUAUAGUGACUGGUGCUGGACGAUUUUAUUCUAAAAGCAACGCUGUGUGGACUGCCAUUGCUUUGGUUGUGUGCAGUUUGCUGGUUGGAGUCUUGUGGGUGGGGAUAGUUUUCCUCAGGCUGGGUCAAAUAGUGCAGCCAAGUCAGCUGCGGCAACUUGUAGCAUCAGACCUCCCCGAGACCUUGGUACUGACACUUCUUUACGAUGCAGCAGCGAGGGGUAACACUGACCUGAUCAUAGCUGCUGUAGGCUUCCUUGUUAUAGUCUGUGCAGGUUUUGCUUCUUUGGUGCCACUUUUAGAUACUGUAUUGUCAGCAAUUCAUGUGGAGUCCAAGCGACAUUGGGAAUGGUGGAAAACUGCCGCUGUUUGCUGCUUUAUAGGCUUUGUGCUUGGAGCUCUGUGUAUGAUACCUGAAUGGCUUUCAUUAAUUCAUGUGCUGGACCACUAUGUAGUUGGACGCCUGGCCUUGGCAUGCACAGUCACAGAACUUGUUGCAUUUGUUUGGAUUUAUGGCUGUGGGCCUCUCUACACUGACAUGGAGUUUGUUGUGGGAAGUAAGCUGGGCCCACUGUGGAAAAUAUUAUGGUGCCUGGCCCCACUCUACCUGUUGACCAUAGAAGCGUGGUCUGUGGUAGUGAUGCCAUGGGAUGGUCCUCCGGGCAGGCAUGACCCACCGUGGCAAGUGUUGCUGGGAUGGGGUUUGUAUUUUGCUGGGUGGGCCACAAUCUGUGUGACAGCUCUUCGACAAGUUUGCAUUCAGGUUGAUUACAACAUCUGCCAGAAAUUUUUGAGUGCAGUGAAGCCUUCAAGAAAUUGGGGUCCAGCAGACCCUAUAUACCGCCAUUGCUGGAUGCAGUGGAGAGAUGCCACUCCAGCCAACAAAAUGGAUCAAACAUUAAGAAGAAGGGGAACCCGAGACUAUACUCACUCAGUUCGAAUGGCAACUGCACCAGAUCCCCUCGCACAUUUUUCACAUUUAUCUCCAUCAAGAGGCUCUGGACCAUUUUUUAUCGAUAGUAAAACUGAUCUUGCAGAGCAUGUUUGCUGGCGUAAAGAAAUCCAUGAUAAACCAAUGCAUUGACACAGGAUCAUGCAGAUAGGUAAAUUAAUUGAGAUCCCUGAAAUGUUGAUAUUAAUUGAUAGUCUCAGAAAUAGAGGAGAAUUAAGUGCAAUUAAUAUAUUGUCUAGGAGCCUGGGCAAUGAUCAUAGUGCUCAAAGUCUUGGGCAACAAACGUAAUUUUUAAAAUUUUGAUGCAUGUUUUGAAAGAAGUUUUUUGUAACCUUUUUAUCAUGACCACUCUUUUGAAUUGAAAGGUUCAUUAAGAGCUUUGUUUAUUCUAAAUUUUGCACUUUUUUCUGCUCUUGUUAUGUGCUUGAGAAUUUUAAACCAAAGACAGUAUUUUGUGUAUAUUUUUGUAAAUAGAUAAAGGACAAAACCAUGACAUACCUAUUGAAGUGUACAUGCUGAAAAUAAAUGAGAGACUGGAACUAAACGAUUACCAUGCAUAAUUUGAUUUUUAUGGAUUAUUCUGGGGAUCUUCUAAUUUUUCUGAGGUGACACCAAGUGCUGCAGAUGAGAUGCAGAUAACACAUUUGAUGAAUUUCAACCCAAACCAGUUUGAGACUAAAUUAGUUUCUUGUCAUUCCCUGUUCUAGUCGGGAUUGUCUUUAACACCCAUGUAUUUGAAAACAAAACAAAACUCUCUUUCAACCUAUGAAAAUAUUAUAUAUUUCUCUAAAUUAAGUUAGUUUAUUAAUGGAGAUGUGAUCAAACAUGGGACUUUAUUUCUGUCCCAAUGAAGCGCUCAGUGUAUUUUAAGUUGUUCUGGCGUAAGUGCCUGGUGUCAAUGGUAAAAAUAAGUUCUGUAAGACUGCUAUGACAGGAUGUGAUGGUCAUUGUUUUUAAUACUGACCACUAAGCAACAAAUGUGCCAUGAGCUGAAGAAAAUAACAUCAUUCUUAGAUCUGUAUUGUUAUCAGAAACAAAAAAAUCUUCUAGGCUUUAUCAAUGUGAAUCAUCACAUCAAUAAUCGAGUAAACUAAGUCAAUGCAAAACUUUUUGGUGCUAGGAGAUUGCCUUGUGUGAACACUUCAAUUAAGACAUGUCAGAGUCAGUUGAAAGUCAUAUUGACUGAUAUGUUCCCAAUGGUUAGUUAAUUUGUUAGUUUGUGAAUUAUGACAAAAAAGACUAUUUAAGCUAUGUAAGAUUAAGCCUGUACCAGAAACUGUAAAUACAACAAUAAAAGAUUUAAAUAGA
Messenger RNA from Thrips palmi, 3057 nucleotides. RefSeq names its product sodium- and chloride-dependent neutral and basic amino acid transporter B(0+)-like. Gene Ontology annotation, biological process: sodium ion transmembrane transport. Gene Ontology annotation, cellular component: membrane. The record is from RefSeq and is a predicted model, not a curated record. The transcript has 13 exons. The coding region runs from base 13 to 1881 and encodes 622 amino acids. Lineage: Eukaryota; Metazoa; Arthropoda; Insecta; Thysanoptera; Thripidae.